Cokeromyces recurvatus is the source of this 1295-nucleotide messenger RNA. RefSeq lists its product as uncharacterized. The record is from RefSeq and is a predicted model, not a curated record. Lineage: Eukaryota; Fungi; Mucoromycota; Mucoromycetes; Mucorales; Mucoraceae. Bases 205 to 1224 code for a protein of 339 amino acids. The transcript is spliced from 6 exons. Gene Ontology annotation, molecular function: nucleotidyltransferase activity. Gene Ontology annotation, biological process: RNA 3'-end processing.
UAAAGUUACUUAUAUACCAUCCAAGUUUAGAUGACGUUGAAAGACAUGUUUCUAAUUGUUUUCAACAAUAUUAUGCGCUUAUGAAAUUACCAUCUAGAGAUAAAUUUUAUACGAUGCCGAUAGAAAAGCAAGAAGAAUAUGUAGGAUUACUGAAAUCGAUAUUUGAAAAUAUGUUUCCAGACUAUUUUUUUGAAAUGAAGCCUUAUGGAUGUCGAUUUAGCUCGAUUGUAUGAUAGAGAAGGUGAUGCAGCUUUUAUCGAUCAACAGGAGCCUCAUAGUUUUAUUACUAUGAAAUCUUAUUUGGAAUCCUUGAAGGCGACCAAAGUUGAAUAUAACAAUAGUACAAAUUCAGUUCGUUUCAAAUGGAAUGGUGUUCGUAUUGAAUACAAUUUCAAUAAAGAAAUUAAUACCCGUUCUUAUGACAUGAUUGCCGAAUACUUUAAAUUAGAUGAUCGUGUAUUGCCAUUUAUUCAAACUUUGAAGCUCUUUUUUCGAGCAAAUCUAAGGAAUCACGGUAUACGCUUUUACGCCUUUCAGAUAAUGGCGCUUUCCUAUUUAAUUUCACUAGAUCCACCUGUCCUGCCUAAUUUACAAAACCUCUUUCAACAUGACCCAACUGACACCUGUCGAUCAGCUGAAUGUAAUACCAAGUUUUGUUUCUGGGAUACGGCUAUUUAUAAUAAUAAACGUGUUGGUGUUGCUGCACGUUUUCAUGAUUGUGUCGUCUUGGAUAGAUCACAACCUAAAACACAAUAUCAAGUAGAAUUUAACGAGACUACUCAGCACUAUUAUUGGAAUUCUGCUAAUACUUCAGCAUUGGACCAACUAUUGAUGGACUUUAUGUGCUUUUGGGGUUAUCAUUUUGAUUAUUCAAAACUUGCCAUUUCACUCAAGAUGGGCGGUUUUACAACAAUUAAGCAAGAGUUUGAAGACGACAGGAUAAUUAUUGAGGACCCUUUCAUGAGUGGUGUCAAUCUUGCGAGGGAUAUAGUAGCCAUGUCAUCAUUUGUAGAAGCAUUACAGAGCGCGUUCCUUAUGCUAUAUCAAUCAAUACCUAUCGAAAAAGUUAUAAAGAAUUUGGACCUUAACAUACAAAGUCAAAGUCCGCCAAUAAGCUACUCUUGUUUACUUCAUCAGCCCAGCUAUGCAAACAACAUUAAAACUCUUCUCUUCUUGAACCUUCCUGAGUUGGCUGAAGAUGAAAGAGAAAGUCAUUGCUAUUGAACUCAUCUGACGAAAGUGUUAAUAUACCUUCUUGUAUCACUAUACGGAAUGAAUCAGUAUAUGUUGUUGAG